AUGGCAUCAGACAAAGAUAAACUUUGGAUGAUCAAAGUUGACAUUAAGAAGGGUAAAUCAAUUGUUGGCUCCGAUGGUUCGACUUGCAGUCCAUAUCUUAAAGUUUGCUGGGGUAAAAAACCACAAAAAACCAAAGUAGUCACCAAACAAUCAGAACCAGAAUGGAACUUUUCAUGUCAAUUCGAAAUUAAAAAAGAAAAAUUUUCAACUAGACCAGGUAUCGAAUUUGAACUUUUUGAACAUAAACAAUUUUCAGAAAAAGAAAUUUCUAGAACUACAUUCCCAUUACCAGAUUCAUUAAUUUUAGGUGAACCAUGUAACUAUACCGUACCAAUGGUUAUUAAUACCCAUAAAUCUGAAGUCAAGUGUGAAAUUCAUAUCGCUAUUACUGCAGUUAAUUUUGGUAAAGAUAAACAAGAUGAAGAAAGAAAGAAACAAGAAGAAGUUCAAAGAAAAUUUGUUCAACUUGUUGAACAAUUAGCAACUGAUGCCAAAGCAAGAGAGGGUAUGUUAAAGUUACCAUACGAUGCUAGAUUAAGAUUAGUUGAACAACAUAGAGAUAAAUUAGCAAAUGAAAAACAACCAGAUGAUUAUGUUGUUUUAUUAAUUAAAGAAAUUACAAGAAAGAAUGUUGCUUUAUCAUCUGGUAAUCUCACCAAAUCAAUUUCAUCAUCAAACGGUUCACUUUCACCAACUACUCCAAGAAAUGAAGAUGGUUUAUCCAUUUCUGAACUUAGAAAUAUUAGUGUAGCCUUACGUUCACGUGGUUUAGAUUGGAUCCAUCAAUUCCAUAAAUUAGGUGCCACCACCCGUUUAGUUGAAUUAUUAGGUUUAUAUACCCAACAAAAAGAUCAUACCGAGGAUAGUUUAGGAAAGCAAUUGGAAUGUUUAAAUUGUAUUAAAAAUUUAAUGAACAAUACAGUUGGUAUUGGUUAUAUUUUUGGAAUCAAGGAUUCAUUCAAGACCAUAAUUUUAUGUUUAGGUUCUCAAAACGAAAAGAUUAAUGAGUUGGCUAUUGGUUUACUUAAUACUAUUUGUUUUUUACCAAAGAUUAAUGGUCACAAGCUUUUAAUUGAAUUAUUAAAUUACUAUAAAGAACAAAAGAAGGAAUCAAGAAGAUUUAUUUCAAUUGUUGAAUCAUUAAAAUCAAAACCAGGAGUUGUUGAAACAAGAGAAACACUAAAGACCAAAUCAAUUUAUUUAUCAUUUAUUAAUAUUAUUGUUAAUACACCACCAGAAAUUGAUUUACGUUUAGCCCUUCGUCAAGAAUUUUAUUGGUUAGGUAUUAAAGAUAUCUUGGUCAAUCUUUCAAAUUACUCUUAUGAUGAUUCACCAGAAAUGGAUAUGCAAAUUACUGUAUUUGAAGAUGAAGAAUCCAGAGAUAAUAAAGAAAUGUCUGAACGUUUCAAUGACUUCAAAGGUGUCAAUCUCGACAGUGUUGAUGAAGUUAUCAAAACUUUAUUAGAUCGUAUUCGUCCAAUGGGUUUGGUCGAUUGUAUCCGUGAAAUUGUUAAAGAUCUCUUAUUGUUACCAAUUGACGAUGAUGUUGGUAUUAGAAAUUGGGUAUUGGCUUCAAGAAUUAUAAAACAAAUUUCACUUCGUGAAAAAGAUAUUGGUAUCGAUGAAGAUAUCUUAUCACUAGAAAAUCUUUUACUCACAUGCGAACAAGAAGCUAAGGAAAUUCCAUUAAAAUCCCAUAUUGAAUCGCUCAAGAAAGAUACUCAAGAUCUUAACAAGAAAAUUACAACACAAGAAAUUGAACUUAAAGAAAAAAUGGAAAUAAUGAAGAAAAAUGAUGAAUUAAACGGUAAACAAUUUGAAGAGUUUACAAAUCAAAGUAAAAAGAAAGAUGAAGAAAUCAAUUCAUUAAAAGAAAUGAUUGAAAAAUUAAAAAAUCAAGCUCCAGUUGUCGUUGUUGCUUCAUCUUCAGCACCAGCCGCUGCUGCCCCACCACCACCUUCCCCCACCACCAGGAGGAGCCCCACCACCACCUCCACCUCCCCCACCACUAGGGGGUUCAGGAGCCCCACCACCACCUCCACCUCCCCCACCACCAGGGAGGAGCAGGGAGUCCCACCACCACCACCUCCACCACCAGGAUGCGGCCCACCACCACCACCUCCCCCACCAGGAGGUGGUCCACCACCACCACCUCCCCCACCAGGAGGCGGCCCACCACCACCACCUCCACCAGGUGGCUUUGGUAAAGGUCCACCACCACCACCAGGUGGUUUUGGUAAGAAGGCUCCAGCUCAUCCACGUAAAGAAGUACCAUUACCAGGACUUAAGAUGAAAGGUUUACAAUGGGUUUCAAUGAACGAUAAAAAGAUUCAAGGUACCAUUUUCACUAAAUUUACAUCAGAUUCCGCCAAAGAUAUCAAUUUGGAUUUCAAAGAUAUUGAAAAUGUUUUUGCAGCCAAAGUUAUUGAAAAGAAAGAAUCAACUGCCCCAAAGAAGACAGGUCCUGUUCAAAUUAUUGAUCCAAAAACUUCACAAAAUCUUUCAAUUUUCCUUUCACAGUUCAAAGGUAAGUCAUAUGAUGAAAUUUGUGGUGCCAUCCAAAAAGGUGAUGAAACAAUGUUCCAACCAAAUCACAUUGAUGCUUUAAUUACUUUCCUUCCAUCAGAAGAUGAUAUCAAUAACAUUAAUGAAUUCCUUAGAGAAGAAAAAGAAGUUUCUAAAUUAGGUCCAGCUGAACAAUUCUCACUCAAGAUUCAUUCAGUUCCACAAGUUAAAUCACGUCUUUUAGCAUUAAAAUUCAAGAAUACUUAUGAAUCAAAGAAAACUGAUCUCAAACUCGACAUUGAAAACUUUAAACAAGGAACUAAAGAAAUCAAAGAGAGUGAAAAAAUUCCAAAACUUUUAGAAGUCAUUUUAAUUUUAGGUAAUUUUAUUAAUGGUGGUACAGCUAGAGGUAAUGCUUUUGGUUUCAAAUUAAAUACCAUUACUAAAUUAGCCGAUACAAAAUCAACAGAUAAUAAAAUUUCAUUGGUCAAUUAUCUCACCAAAGUUGUUGUUAAAGAUUUCCCACAUCUCCAUACUUUUGCUAAAGAUCUUACUCAUGUCGAAGCUGCCUCCAAAGUUUCACUUUCUGUUUUAGCUGCUGAAGUAGCUACUUUAAGAAAAGAGUUUGUUCAAGUUCAAAAAUCAAUCGAAACCCUCAAUUCAGGCGAAGAAAAAGAUGAAUUCAAAACCAAAUUUGAAGAUUUCUGUGUUCAAACAUCAGAGGAUAUAGAUUUAAUUACCUCUGCUUCACAACAAAUCGAAACUGACUAUAAAGAACUUUUAGCUGUAUUUGGUGAAGACUCAAAGAGUGAACCAAAUGAAUUCUUUGGUAUGUUCCUCAAAUUCAUGGAUCAAUACGAUAAAUCCACCAAAGAAAAUGAACAACUUUCAAUUCAAGCCGAAAAGAUUGCUAAAAGAGAAGCUGCCAAGAAACUUAAAGAAGAAGAAGAUGCCAAGAAGAAACAAAUGGUCGAAGAAGGUAAACAAAAGGGUGAAGAGAAUAUUGUUGAUGAUCUCUUAAAUACAAUUGCUAGUGGUGAUGCCUUCAAGAAUAGACGUCGUGUAAGAAAACAAGGUAAAAAUGUUGAUUUAGACUCUGUUGAAGCUGCAAUAAAUGAUCAAAAUUAA
Molecule: messenger RNA, 3633 nt
Organism: Dictyostelium purpureum
Lineage: Eukaryota; Evosea; Eumycetozoa; Dictyosteliales; Dictyosteliaceae
Exons: 5
Coding region: 1-3633 (1210 amino acids)
Biological process (GO): 'de novo' actin filament nucleation; actin cytoskeleton organization; actin filament polymerization
Cellular component (GO): actin cytoskeleton
Molecular function (GO): profilin binding; small GTPase binding; actin filament binding
Source: RefSeq, a predicted model, not a curated record